CUGGUCCAUUGCGUCCAGAGAAGUAAUCGAGAUGAGGUUUGGACUUUUCGUCCUUUUCAACCUCGCACUUUGCGCCGCACAAACUACUCAAAGUGACGACUACAUCCCGGCUCCGUAUUUUGACGAAGGAGAAAAUCUGAGCUUCAAGAACUGUGGUCACGAAGUUUCUCCGUACCGCUGGGCCGUGUCUGUUAGAAACGUUAGUAAUACAGCAUGGAAUAAUGAACUUUGCUCAGGCAUAGCCAUUUCACAAAGAACUAUUCUCCUAACAGGCAAAUGCGGCUUCUCAACACUAGAUGCAAACGAUUUACGGGUCUCUCUUAGAGCUUGUUGGUGGACACCAAAUGAUGAUGAAUGCAUGAAAAGGGACAUAAGAGUUUUGAAUAUAACAGAACUUCCUUUUACUAAAGUUGUCAUAACUGAAAAGAUGCCUAGUGAAGUAAUGCCCAUUUGUUUGUUCAAUCGAGACAACGUAAUGCGUUUGGAACUUCAAACAGAAUCACCCUACUUUGAAUGGCAACAUUUUUGGAUUGGAGAUUAUAGACACUGGACACAGAAAAUUGUGACUGGACCAGGUGAAUGCAUCAAAAAUCUAUCACAAAAAGAAUUGGAUAUUUUGAAAAUUUCUCAAAUUCCCACUAAAAAUAUCCUCUGUUUGAAGGAUCCCAAUCACGGUUUGGGUAACAGAAUUUUGGUGAACCAAUACAAAAGCCGAUAUUUCAUGAGAGCAAUAAAAUUUGAACACGGAAAUUUUUACAUUGAUAUAUUGCCACACAUCGACCAGAUUGUGAGAAAUGCAAAAGGUAUUUAUGCUCUGUCGAUGCCGCAGCCAACACCCCGAAAAAUAGAGUUCAGCGCACCAGACAACCUCAGUUUCCCCGACUGUGGAAGGAAACCGACAGCAGAAAGUAGAAGAAAACGAGACAAUGAUGAUUUCUCCGAGGAUUUGUCACCGAUUCAUCAUGUUUUCGGAGGCAGCACAGCUCAGGAAAGUGGGCACCCGUGGCAUGCUUACAUUGAAAAUGAGGAGACUGGAACAAUCUGUGGCGGAACAUUGAUUUCGCCAACAGUAGUUUUGACUGCUGCACAUUGUCUUUAUGGAUCAAAAGCAGAGGACUUCAUAGUUGUUCUUGGGAUGUAUGAUAAAAGACAAAGAACAGCUCCUGGUGUUCAGAGAACAAAGGUUCACAGUCUGAUCGUGCACCCAAAAUAUACGGAACUUAUUAGUGCUGACGUCGGACUCAUGAUUUUGAAGAAAAAAAUACGAAUUACCGACCAUAUCCGACCGAUUUGCUUGUGGAACGAGGAUUCUAACUUGGAUCGCGUGGCUGGAACUAUAGCUAUGGUGGUUGGAUUUGGGCUUGUCGAAAACUACACGUUGCCAGAUGAACUGCAAGAGGCUCGAGUGCCGAUUUUAGCUCAUAAAGAGUGCUACUUGUCAAAAAGGGCGUUUUUUGGGAAAUAUUUGAGGCCGGGAGACAAUUUUUGCGCCGGAUACACUAAUGGAACGACCACCUGCAACGGGGACGCUGGUGGCAGCCUUUCCGUGGAAAAAGACGGUCGUUGGUUCAUCAGGGGCAUUGCCAGCUUUGGAAUGUCGAAAAGAGUGGAGUUUGAGGGCGAAGAAAGAUCGUUGUGUCACCCUAAUCAGUAUUUACUCUAUACUGACGUUGCAAGUUACAUGAACUGGAUUGUAGAUAAUACACCUGACAUAACGUCAAAAAAUUAAAGCAGCUAUUAUUAGUAAUAAUGCCAAUAAAAUAAAUAUGUGUGAGUAAAUUUACAUUCAAUCGAAAAAUAAA
Molecule: messenger RNA, 1802 nt
Organism: Cloeon dipterum
Lineage: Eukaryota; Metazoa; Arthropoda; Insecta; Ephemeroptera; Baetidae
Product: serine protease gd-like
Exons: 12
Coding region: 32-1729 (565 amino acids)
Biological process (GO): proteolysis
Molecular function (GO): serine-type endopeptidase activity
Source: RefSeq, a predicted model, not a curated record